CCCGCUCCCCCCGCCUCGGAGGGCUAUUAAAAGCUGCUGACGUAGGAGCGGACGGCCAUCUUUGAUGAGGGCACGGCUCCCGAUCCAUUGAAGAAGGAGACCCGCGGAGGUCAGCAGCCUCCUGUCCUUGCCUCCUAUCCAGCUGCGGCACCAACCCACCGACCGCGCCGUGCCGCGCUCCGCCAGCCCAGGCUCACAAAGCAGCUGAGUGCAACUCCUGAUCUGCAGCGUCCCCAAGCACCCCCACAGCUAAAAUGGCAGAAGACGCGGAUAUGCGCAAUGAGUUGGAAGAAAUGCAGCGGCGUGCCGACCAGCUUGCUGAUGAAUCCCUUGAGAGCACCCGUCGAAUGCUGCAGCUUGUUGAAGAGAGUAAAGAUGCUGGUAUCAGGACUUUGGUUAUGUUGGAUGAGCAAGGAGAACAACUCGAUCGUGUUGAAGAAGGCAUGAACCAUAUCAACCAAGACAUGAAGGAGGCCGAGAAAAAUUUAAAAGAUUUAGGGAAAUGCUGUGGCCUUUUCAUAUGUCCUUGUAACAAGCUUAAAUCGAGUGAUGCUUACAAAAAGGCCUGGGGCAAUAAUCAGGAUGGUGUUGUAGCCAGCCAGCCUGCACGUGUCGUAGAUGAACGGGAGCAGAUGGCCAUCAGUGGUGGCUUUAUCCGCAGGGUAACAAACGAUGCCCGGGAAAAUGAAAUGGAUGAGAACCUCGAGCAGGUCAGCGGCAUCAUUGGCAACUUACGUCACAUGGCCUUGGACAUGGGCAACGAGAUCGAUACACAGAACCGCCAGAUUGACAGGAUCAUGGAGAAGGCUGAUUCCAACAAAACCAGGAUUGAUGAAGCCAACCAGCGUGCAACAAAGAUGCUGGGCAGCGGCUAAAUGCAGAAAAGUGCAUUUCCUUUUAAUGUUGUCCAGCAGGGCAGCACCUUCAUGCUUUUCUCAUGGUAUUUAUCUACUAGGUUUGCACACAUGCACAUAUCAGCCCCAUUGUAAAUGUUGUCCUGUGUAGUUUGUCAGCUUUCCAAAAAUGAUACUUGUAAUUAUUUUUUUCUAGAUAUCUUUCUUUCCAAAGGUUGUACAUAGUGCUGAUUUGAUGGCUAUAGCUCACUAUGAUGUUUUUUGGGGUUCUCCCUUUCCUUUCAUUGUUUCCAAUUUGGAUUCCUUUCCUUUUUUUUCCCUCUCCUCAUUUUUAUUUUUUUUUGAUGUUUGCUGAAUGACAACACUGUUGGAAUGCUAAACGUGCUGUUAACCUUUAAAUAUACAGUAUUGUUCUUGUAAAACUGUGACAUUCCACAGAGCUACUGCCAUGCUCCUGUCUUUGGGUAUCAUGAUGUUUAAGCACUUAAACCUGCUGUCCUGAGUUCUUCAUUGCCUUUAUCUGUUGUUAUGAUUUCAUGAUUAGAAAAUGUGGAAUUAUAUUACUAUAACAAGCAUUGCACUAAAAAGUGAUGUGAUUUAUGCAUUUAUGCAUGAGGAAUAAAUAGACUUCUAGACUCCUACUUAAACAAGAAUUUUCCCAUGGCAGUAGCACACCAACAAUGACAACAAAAGCAUGCUCAGUAUUCGGACAAUUUUGGGACUAUGUUAUACCAGCAAGUUUGCAAUUGUGCCACUUUUUUCUUGUUGAUAUAUAUAUAGUUAUUAAUCAUGAUCAUUUUUUUAAUUAUGAAAAAAAGAGGGAUUUGGCACUCACCAUUUAGCCAUUGUCAGCAAAAUAAAAGCUUGGCUGAAAAUAUGUCAAAGACAAAAAGAAAUAAGUGUAAUAUAUUGGGUUUGUCUGUUGCUUUUGAAGACUAUCUUUUGGAGGACACAACUACCAUAUGAAAUGGUGCAAAGAAAUGUAAUUUUUAUAAGGCUCUCUCUUACUAGUCGCUAUCCCCAUGUGGUUGGUUAUCAGUACAGUUCUCUGUUGCUUACCUAGAGCUAUGCACACCAGAUCGCUGAGAUGUUUAGUAGCUGACAAUUAAAAAUAAUUUAAAAACCUAAAUGAAUGAACUCUAGAUAAACUGUGAGAUAAAUAUCAUUUACAGCAUGUAAUAUGAAAAUUCCUUAUGUCUCCUGUCAGUUUGUGAAGUGAUUGACAUUUUGUAGCUAGUUUAAAGAUUAUUAAAAAUUAUAGAUCUCAGAA
Messenger RNA from Catharus ustulatus (Swainson's thrush), 2124 nucleotides. It is a transcript of the gene SNAP25, whose product is annotated as synaptosome associated protein 25. The coding region runs from base 255 to 875 and encodes 206 amino acids. Gene Ontology annotation, molecular function: syntaxin-1 binding; SNAP receptor activity; voltage-gated potassium channel activity. The record is from RefSeq and is a predicted model, not a curated record. Lineage: Eukaryota; Metazoa; Chordata; Aves; Passeriformes; Turdidae. Gene Ontology annotation, cellular component: synaptobrevin 2-SNAP-25-syntaxin-1a-complexin I complex; plasma membrane. The transcript is spliced from 8 exons. Gene Ontology annotation, biological process: synaptic vesicle priming; exocytosis; synaptic vesicle fusion to presynaptic active zone membrane.